UAACGUUCUGGUGAUGAAACGAAGGUGCAAAUCGAAUUAAACACUCACGAACAUAAAGAAAAUGGACGAAAUAAUAUCGAGCUUCGUCCGGAAGCAUAUAGAUCUAUUGCAAUUAGAACGCGACGAGAAUCUUCAGCACGUUUUCAACAACAUAUCUGCUCAAGCCCUUCGUAACCUCGAAAAGGAAGGAGAUGCAUUGACUAAAUUGUCGGUUGGGAGUUUAGCUAGCCGUGGUUUAAAACAGCUUCAAAUUGACUUCGUCGACCCCAACAAUCUCCCCUUGAAGCAUGCCUUUGCCGUCGGUGACUUGGUCGCUUGCAUUCAAAUGAAUAAUCGCAGCCAGUUUCUACCUGGCCUCGUUUCAGCCAUCUCACAGCGAACCAUCUCAAUCGCCAUCUCAGAUCAAACUGUUGUCAAUGUCAAUGAAGAGGAACAAUUCGCCAUUAUCAAAGCUGAUUCAGAUUAUACUUACAAUAGCCAAACCAGAGCUUUGAAAAAUCUGGAAUCAACGGAAAUAUAUUCCUGGCGAUGUUUUAAUAUAAUUAGAAUGCUUUUCGACAAUGAUGAGAAAGUUUCUCAGGAGCUAGUAGACAUGGACAUCGAAAUCUCUGAAAAAUAUUUGAAUGAAGAUGGUCAGCUAAAGUUCAUCAAUUCUAAACUUGCGGAAGACCAGCGCAUGGCAGUAACAUUUGCACUGCGCAAAAAAUUUCUUGCCAUUAUUCAAGGACCCCCUGGCACAGGAAAGACUACUACGUUGGUUGAAUUAAUCGGCCAAUUGCACGGGUUGGGUAAAAAGGUGUUGGUGUGCGCUCCAACUAAUGUUGCGGUGGACAACAUUGCCCAGAAACUAUGUGAGGCUGGUAUAAAGCCGCUGAGAAUGGGCCAUACGGCUAGGAUAGCGAGGGAGGUACAGAGCUGUUCAGUAGAUGCCAACGUGCGGCAAGAUAACUCCUAUGAAAUUUUAGUUCAGAUAAAACAUUCGUUGAAAGAAUUGCAAGAAAAAGACGGAGGCGCUGAGAAGGGUGGGAAGCCAUGGGGUAAAAUCAAAGAUUUGAACAGAGAGUACCGAGAGCGAAUGGACAAGUUGACUUCUGAAAUAAUCAGACGGCAUUCUGUCAUUCUCUGCACUCUGAACUCUGCGACCACCGGCAAACGUGCCAAAACUAUGCGGCACGUACCCAGAGAUUAUUUCGAUCUUGUGGUAGUGGACGAAGCUUCUCAGGCAUUGGAGGCCUCGAAUUGGAUCGCAAUUCCAAGUGCGGAGAAGGUUGUGCUUGCCGGUGACAUCAACCAGCUUCCGCCUGUUGUUAUGAACCAAAAAGCAGCCAAAAACGGACUAAGUCUCAGCCUCAUGGAAAGGGCGAUCAAAAAACUCGGAAAGAAUGCUUAUAAGAGUCUCGAAAUUCAAUACAGAAUGAAUAGCAAAAUUAUGUCAUGGUCUAGCGAACAGUUUUAUGAAAGUACUCUCAAGGCGGACAAACUCGUUGAGAAUCACUUACUCAAAGAUCUGCCUGGAGUGGAAGUCUGUCCGCUUACAAGUGAUUCCUUAGUGUUUAUCGACACCUGCGGAUGCGAAUGCGAGGAGUAUCAGAUCGGCAGUGGGACAAUAUCGAAAGGAAACGUUGGUGAAGCGAUCGUAGUUGACCGGUUAGUAGCGGCACUGGUGAAAUCUGGUGUCCCAGAAAAAGAAAUCGGUGUAAUAACACCGUAUGCUCUGCAGGUAGACUUCAUACGAAAAACGCUGUCAAGUCGUUCUAUAUCUGCUGAAGUUUCAACUGUUGAUGGCUUUCAAGGCAGAGAAAAGGAAGUGAUCGUACUAUCUUUGGUCCGGAGUAACGACGAAAAAUCACUCGGCUUUGUUACUGACUUUAGACGCCUAAAUGUUGCAGUUACACGGGCAAGACGACUGCUUGUCGUUAUCGUUAACAGCGAAACUGUUGAGGAUAACAAAUUAAUUACAAGUCUUUUGAAGCACAUUGAAGAUAAUGGCCUGUUACAAACAGCGCAGGAAUAUUUGGAAGAUAAUUCGGAGGACCUUAAGAAAGAGUUGGAAGAAAAUGUAAAAGUGAAACACAAAUCUGUUGUGACCAAUAAAACGGAUAGUAAGACAGAAAAGAGAAAGAAACCAGCAUCGAAAAAUGGUGAUCAAAUUAAAGGCGAUACCAAUUUGAAGACUGUUCUCAAAGACAAAGGAAUCGAUUUGAGUAUAAACGCAAAUAGGAAAGAAUAUAAUCUCUUCGAAUGCAUUAGCGAAAGUAAUUCCGACAUUGAGGACACAGAAUUAACUCCGAACAUAGCAGAAAUCGCUUCAGAGGACCCGGAAGAAACAGAUGAACCUUUGCCAUCUGUUGAACAGGUGGAAUCAAAACCUAAAAUUGAAUUAUCUAAUUUGAUCUCGAGUUUAAAGCAGCUCGAGACAAAUUCCACUCAAGUUUCUUCUGCAAACACGCCUCUUGCUUCGAAUCAACCCGAGCCUAUGAAAGCUAAGAAGAAUAAGAAAUCUAAAAAUCGUAAGCCAAAAAAUGUAGAAAUUCCGGAGGAUGAUGAUCUUGAUACAUUAAUAGCGACGGUGACAGCCAAUGAUUACAUCUGUGCAAUGUCAGGCUGCAAAAAAUCUACCCAAUUAAUGCAUGUUGAUUGCGAAUUUUGCAAAUCUAGGUUCUGUCUUACACAUGGGAUGCAAGAAAUUCACGGUUGCGGAGAAGCCGUGAGGAACAAAGAGAGGAAAGAGUUUGUUCGUCGGAAGCCAGAAAACUGUAAGAAAACGGACAAAGAUAAAUUUGCAAGAAAGCUGAAGCAGCUGGAGGAGGCUCGAAAACCCAGAAAAAAAGUUGAAAAGUAGUUUAAAUAAGUGUAUAAAAAAAUACCUUCUGCGGCAACUUUUGUAAAGAAUACGAUAUAGUUCACAGAACUAUGCGUAUUCUACAAAUUAGAAUAAAAGUUACAAUAUUUAUUUAUCAUACAUAUAUACUGCGCUGCGCGUUAGUCACAUUUAUAUAAGUUUCCAUUUCAUUUCGAUUUCCUUUAUGUGGUUUCACAGUUUUACAACAAUCAUGUGAAACGCCGUAUGAAUAAACCAAUUUUCUAUUUAAAAUAUAAUGCAUGAGUUUACGCAAGCUUCACGUCACCCCGAUCAAUGCAGAAAUAAUUUAACUGAUGAAAGUUUCAGAAAUAAUCUCCAGCAACAGAAAGCUAUUAUACAUUGUUAAAAAAAAAUUCGAUUUAUUCUAAGUAUAUUUACACGACACCUUUUUUGGUGGUCAA
Molecule: messenger RNA, 3264 nt
Organism: Diprion similis
Lineage: Eukaryota; Metazoa; Arthropoda; Insecta; Hymenoptera; Diprionidae
Product: DNA-binding protein SMUBP-2-like
Exons: 9
Coding region: 62-2842 (926 amino acids)
Molecular function (GO): 5'-3' DNA helicase activity; ATP hydrolysis activity; zinc ion binding
Source: RefSeq, a predicted model, not a curated record